This is a messenger RNA of Asparagus officinalis (garden asparagus), 1481 nucleotides long. RefSeq names its product ubiquitin receptor RAD23d-like. Gene Ontology annotation, molecular function: polyubiquitin modification-dependent protein binding; ubiquitin binding; damaged DNA binding. Bases 103 to 1263 code for a protein of 386 amino acids. The transcript has 12 exons. Lineage: Eukaryota; Viridiplantae; Streptophyta; Magnoliopsida; Asparagales; Asparagaceae. Gene Ontology annotation, cellular component: cytosol; nucleoplasm. The record is from RefSeq and is a predicted model, not a curated record. Gene Ontology annotation, biological process: nucleotide-excision repair; proteasome-mediated ubiquitin-dependent protein catabolic process.
UUUGUCUCAUCGUAUAUUCUCCAAUCUCGUCGAUUUCUUUCCCCUUUUCUUCCACAAACCCUAAAACCCUAGGAAAUUCGAAGUCAAAGAGAAUCAAUCAAGAUGAGGAUCUUCAUCAAGACAUUGAAGAACAGCCAGUUCGAGAUACAAGUCAACCCCGACGACACUGUCGCCGAUGUGAAGAAGAAGAUAGAGAGUAGUCAAGGGAAGAGUUUGUACCCUUCAGAGGAGCAGAUGCUUAUUUACCAAGGGAAAGUUCUUAAUGAUAGUAGCACUAUUAAUGAUAACAACGUGGCCGAGGAUAAAUUUAUUGUCAUCAUGUUGAAAAAGAUGAAGGCAUCUUCAAGUGGAGCUUCAGCCGCUGCCACUACAGCACCAACCAGUCAGGCACCUGCUGGUUCUGUGUCUUCCACCCCUCCAGUUGCAGCCCCAGCCACACCGUUGGUUCAGCCUUCUACAAUCACCCUUCCUCCGACUGCCGCGUCUGCACCAUCUUCUGCAGUCGCUGCAGCCACUGAAACAGAUUCCUAUGGUCAGGCAGCAUCAAACCUUGUUGCAGGAAGCAACUUGGAACAAACUAUCCAACAUAUUCUUGACAUGGGCGGAGGAACUUGGGACAGGGAUACUGUUCUUCGUGCAUUACGUGCUGCAUAUAAUAAUCCUGAGAGAGCUGUUGAAUACUUAUAUUCUGGAAUUCCCGAGCAAGCAGAAGUUCCAUUAGCCCAGGUGCCUACGGGUGGUCAAACAACGAAUUCCCCAGUCCAAGCCCCACAAACAGCGCAACCUGUGCCUUCUAGCGGACCCAAUGCUAAUCCAUUGGAUCUCUUUCCUCAAGGUCUACCUAGCAUGGGCUCCAAUGCUGGUGCAGGCAACCUUGACUUUCUUCGUAACAAUCCACAGUUCCGGGCCCUACAGGCCAUGGUGCAGGCAAACCCUCAAGUUCUCCAGCCAAUGCUUCAGGAACUAGGCAAACAAAAUCCUCAAGUCAUGAGGCUUAUUCAGGAACAUCAAGAGGAAUUUCUUCGUUUAAUGAAUGAGUCAGGAGCAGAGGGGGGAGAGAGCAACCCUCUAAGCCAGCUAGCAGCUGCAAUGCCCCAAACUUUGACAGUGACUCCUGAGGAGCGUGAAGCAAUUGAACGACUUGAGGCCAUGGGAUUUGCUCGAGCUCUUGUACUGCAAGUUUUCUUUGCCUGCAACAAGAACGAAGAGAUGACAGCAAACUACCUUUUGGAUCAUAUGCAUGAGUUUGAGAACGACCAGUAGUUUGAGAAAGAAAAGCCUAAGAUCGACCGCCCCUUUGGCUCUCAUCCAGUUUUAAUUUGUCUUGUGGUGGUUAUUGUUCGAUAGAUAAUGGACUAAAAAGACCAAUCUCUUGCAGCAUAUGUUGAUCUAUAUGAUGUUUAUAAUGCUAUGUAUAAAACUCGGGAUCUUAGCACUUCAUAUUUUGAUUUUCGUUAUAUACAGAACGUCUUUUCUUAAGU